AUGCGCAGCCACGCCCUCUUGUCCCUCUCCCUUGGUGCCCUCGCAUCCUCUGGCCACGCAGCGACCUUCGACGUCGACGCUGGCGAACAUGGCUUCUCCUUCGAGCCCGACACCAUCACAGCCGCCGUGGGCGACACCGUCAACGUCCACUUCUACCCCGGAGGCCACACGGCGACCCAAUCAACCUUUGAUGACCCCUGCUUCCCCAUGUCCGGAGGGAUCAAUUCCGGCGUGGUGAACUCCAACUCCGGCCAAGCCAGCAUGAUGUUUUCGUUUCGAGUCAACUCCACGGACCCGAUCUGGAUGUACUGCGGUGCGCCGGGUCAUUGUGCCGCAGGGAUGGCGUUUGUGGUUAAUCCGCCAGCAAGCGGCGGCAGCACCCUCGCGGCCUACCAGAGCGCCUCGAGCGGCAAGUCCGGCUCCGCGCCCAGCGCCGUCUCGGGGGGUGUCCUCGUCGCCAAUGUCGAGAAUGACGAAGGCGAUGGUGAUAACAGUAGCUCGGCUUCCGGUUCGGCCACCGCCGCGCAGAGCUCCUCGACUACAGCUACUGGCUCCGCCGCGGCGGCUUCGACAACCACGGCCGGAGGCUCUACUACGGACACUCCGGGCAGUGCCGCGAGUUCGAAUUUGAAGGUCGGGCCCGCCCCGUUGCUGCCAUUGCUGCUAUUGGCAGGACCUGCUGCGGCCUGGAUGUUCUCGUGA
This is a messenger RNA of Cladophialophora yegresii CBS 114405, 702 nucleotides long. RefSeq lists its product as uncharacterized. NCBI's taxonomy places the organism in Eukaryota, Fungi, Ascomycota, Eurotiomycetes, Chaetothyriales, Herpotrichiellaceae. The record is from RefSeq and is a predicted model, not a curated record. The transcript is spliced from 2 exons. Bases 1 to 702 code for a protein of 233 amino acids.